Messenger RNA from Dreissena polymorpha, 655 nucleotides. RefSeq lists its product as uncharacterized. The coding region runs from base 147 to 521 and encodes 124 amino acids. Lineage: Eukaryota; Metazoa; Mollusca; Bivalvia; Myida; Dreissenidae. The transcript has 2 exons. The record is from RefSeq and is a predicted model, not a curated record.
AAGAUUAUGACGUCAUAACGGUAUAUUGAUUAUGACGCAGAUGCUUAGAUACGUGGUGUGUAAACAGAAAUUACACAUGUACAUUUUGUAAUCGGCUUUGAAUAUUCUGCCAAUUAAAUAUAAUGAUAUAAAGCACAAGAUUGACAAUGACACCGUACAACUACAAAACGCAUCCCGAAACAUCGCUGAGUCAAGGCAGCAAAUACCACAAAGCCCCAUGGAAACUGAUGAAGGCUUCGGUGUACUACGGAGCGCACACCCUGAUAGGAACCAUUGAGGCGAAAGCCGUGCUUUGUCGCCUAUGCAGAGACUUCGUUCGGAACAUCGAAGCCAACGCAUUCUGGAUGUUGUUUGGCGGCCUGAUUGUGCUGUUCAGUCUCUUUAACAUUUUGCUGGCCGCGUCCGUUCGCCGCCUGUUUUCCACUCGAAACGGGGUCGUCUCGGCCAAAGAGAACUUGUGGUACUGCGGGAACUGCGUUGCAAAGGUCACUAGGUCCGGCGCAGUGUAUGGCUACAUGUAAAUGUUGUUUAUGUUUAGGAAAGGACAAACACACCUAAAGACUUACUAAAUUUAUUUCACAUUUAAAAAUAUUUAAAAUAAGACUGAAUGCAAGCAUUUUAAUUAUUUGAUUGGUCUAAUAAAUGUCUGUAUUAA